This is a messenger RNA of Salvia miltiorrhiza (redroot sage), 1932 nucleotides long. RefSeq lists its product as uncharacterized. The coding region runs from base 1 to 1932 and encodes 643 amino acids. NCBI's taxonomy places the organism in Eukaryota, Viridiplantae, Streptophyta, Magnoliopsida, Lamiales, Lamiaceae. The record is from RefSeq and is a predicted model, not a curated record. The transcript is spliced from 5 exons.
AUGAGUGGCCCACAACGAAAAGACCUUGCAUGGAAUUAUGCAAUUUCAAUGGAAGUGCUGGCAAAAGGUGCAAAUAAAGGAUACAAAUAUUUGAAGUGUACAUUUUGUAGCAAGGAAAUCAGUGGGGGAGUUAAGAGAGUCAAUGAUCAUUUGGGUUGCAAUCACAAGAACGUGGCUCCCUGUUCACGCGUACCUGAUGACUUUAAGAACUCGAUGAAAGAAUAUUUGAGAACAUUUGAGGAAUCAAAACACACCAAACAGCGAGAAUUCGAUGAUGCGGUUGAUGGUGGAGCCUAUUUUGGUGUUGAUCUGCCGUUCCCAGCCAACGUGGAGAGAGGUAUCAGAGGCCCUAUGGAUCGAUUUAUUGCUAAUGAGUUAGAAGAUGGCAAAGUAGUCCCUCCAAGUGCAACGGCUAAAGAGCAUCGUAGUCGAGUUUAUCUAGAUAUUGGGAGGUUCUUAUUUGAGAACGCAAUCCCAUUUAAUUGCAUUAGAAGUCCAUCAUUCAUUAGUAUGGUGCGCUCAAUUGGGGGUUACGGUCGAGGGUUGAAGCCUCCAUCAAUGCAUGAGAUGAGAACUUGGAUCCUCAAAGAAGAAGUAAAGACGACAUCUGCCAUUGUCGAUGAGAUCAAAGCAACUUGGAAGCACACGGGAAAAUUGUUUGAGUUACUUGAUGAAGUUGUUGAAGAAAUCGGAGAGGAGCAUGUUGUGCAGGUGAUAACAGAUAAUGGAGCCGCAUACAAAGCAGCCGAGCGUUUGUUAAUGGAUAAGAGGACUAGCUUAUACUGGACUCCGUGUGCAGCCCACUGCAUUGAUCUAAUGCUUGAAAAGAUCGGUGAACUGCCACAGCACAAGAAUGCUUUACUUAAAGCAAAGAGGGUGACUAAUUACAUCCACAACCAUCAGUGGAUUUUGAGCUUAACAAGAAAGUUUGCUAAGAAAGAUCUUCUCCGACCAGCUGCCACUCAAUUCGCGACUGCCUAUCUUACAUUGGAGAGCAUGUAUGAGUUGAAACAGCCGCUGGAGCAGAUGUUCGUUUCGAGAGAUUGGAUAGGAUGUGCGUGGGCAAAAAAGGAUGAGGGAAAGGCUGUGAGAAAAAUUAUCAUGAGUGAUAAUUCAUUUUGGGCUAGUGUGGUUUACUCUAUUAAGACCACAAAGCCUCUUGUGGAUGUGUUGAGAGUGGUUGACGGUGAAAGGGCACCGGUAAUGGGAUUUAUCUACGCUGCUAUGGACGAAGCCAAAGAAAAGAUAGCCAAGAAUUUGAAUGACGAAGUAGGUGCCUACAAGGAGAUUUGGAAUAUCAUCGAUGAUAAGUGGGAGAAGCAAUUGCACCGUGACCUUCACGCAACUGCUUAUUAUUUGAACCCGCAAUUUAGAUGGGGUGAGAAUGUUUCCGAGCAUGCGGAGAUUAAAAAGGGGUUGUUUAAUUGUAUGGAGAGGAUGAUCAAGGAUAACGACACUUAUUUGAAGGUCGAUGUCCAACUUGACGAGUACAAAAAUAAAAGAGAGCUAUUUGGCUCGAGAGCAUCUAUGUCAACAUACACAUCUCGUGCACCUGUUGAUUGGUGGGAACAUUUUGGAGAUGAAGUUCCCCAUCUCAAAGCACAAAGAGAAUUCUUGGGCUUACUUGCUCGGCCUCAGCUUGUGAACAGGCAAUUAAGAAAGGAAAAGGACGAUCCUUUGGUUGUUGAAGACGUAGCUUCCGAUGAUGAGUGGAUAGCCAAUCCAAAUGACGAAAAUGAUAUUGAUGUUGAUGAUGCUAACUCUGAUGAAAUUGAGGCAGAUCAUAUGGAUGAGGGGACAAGUUCUUCCAUACCAAGAAAGAGAGGAAGAAGUGAAGUAUCAAAGAAAGGAAAAGGAAAAGAGGUUGAGCAUAGACUUGUGGAUGAGGACCUGGAUGAGGAUGAUGAAAGUGCAGGAGAUGAUUAUAAUUAA